Messenger RNA from Aphis gossypii (cotton aphid), 6020 nucleotides. Its product is annotated as nephrin-like. The record is from RefSeq and is a predicted model, not a curated record. The transcript has 20 exons. Gene Ontology annotation, cellular component: cell-cell junction. NCBI's taxonomy places the organism in Eukaryota, Metazoa, Arthropoda, Insecta, Hemiptera, Aphididae. Bases 392 to 4369 code for a protein of 1325 amino acids. Gene Ontology annotation, molecular function: cell adhesion molecule binding. Gene Ontology annotation, biological process: cell-cell adhesion.
GCCGUCGCAGACCAAGCGACGAGGCGACCGACCGGCCGCGGUGGUACUCACGCAACACACACGAGGCGUCUCUCGUCUUCGCGCGCUGCCAUUCAGUAUCGUCAGUCGUUCGGUCACGGUCGGUUCUUCGCGCCGCUCGUCUUAUCCCAUCGCAGUCGUCGUCGUCGUCUUCGUUACGACUUGCCCACACGCUUCCGUCGACGGUGGUACCUUAGUACCACUCGCAUAGGAUUUUCGAUCCUUAAAUAAUUCGGUUUUUUACCGUCUCCUUCCGUCCUCGUUUUUUUUUUUUCCAAAUUCACCCCCACCCCCGCGGCCCCGAAUAACUUCCAUGUCGUACGACCCGGUGAAGUCAUCAGACUGCCGCUGACCGACACCUAUAGCCGCUACCAUGCUUCGUUGCAGCCAUCGUACCUGCGGCGGCAGGAGGAAUCGACGAAAUCCACUCCGAUCGUUGCCGCAAAUCGGAUUACUGUUGUUGCUGUUCUCGUGUUUGAGAGUGACGACGUUCAAACAGCAAGAGUUUAGGGUGGUGCCGCAAAACGUUAGCGCUCGAGAAGGUACGAAUGUGACGUUGGUCUGCGAAAUCAACGACAUCACUGGUGAUGUCCAGUGGACUAAAGAUGGAUUAGCUCUGGGUUAUGCAGCCGAAAUACCAGGACAUCCGAGGCACUCUAUGGUGAUCGAUGCCGGAAAUGGGGUGUACAAUUUACUUGUCAGAAAUGUGACAAUAACGGAUGAUGCACUGUACCAGUGUCAAGUGAGCCCCGGGCCGGCGGCGGGUAGCAAACCAAUUAGAUCAUCGGCCACGUUGUCCGUCCAGAUACCGCCUUCGUCCGUUGAAAUUAUAAAUAAAUCUGAAGACUCAAAAUUGGAAGUACAAGAAAACCACGAAGUUACUAUCGAGUGUAUAGCACGAAACUCUAAACCGGCUUCGAGAAUAGUAUGGUUUCGUGGCGAUGAAGAAAUCAAUCCCGAACGAUCUGACAACAUAAAUGAAGAAACCGCAGGCGAAACAAAAUUAAAACUGUAUACCGUCCGAAGCCGAAUAAAAAUAACCGCUAAGUCAAACGACAACAAUGUUAUAUACAAAUGUGAAGCUCAUCACAUAGCUCUAUCGAAGGCAACACCGGAAAAGCUUGAAAAGCUUUCACCCACUGUUCAGAUAAGAGUUUUAUAUCCACCGGGAGCUCCUCACAUUGAUGGAUACAAUGAAGGUGAUAUUUUAGAAAAAGGAACACACGUAAGUCUACAUUGUGAAUCUAAAGCUGGAAAUCCACCAGCACAACUUACGUGGUUCAAGAACGACCAAAUGAUUCACAAAGUUUACAGCACAACGGAAAAAAAGUCGGAGAGCACGUACUCAUUCACAGCUAAUGUCUCGGACAACAACGCAAGAUUUCGCUGUGAAGCAAAAAACUCAAUUAGCCCACUUCCUCAAUAUGCUGACGUUGUACUCUCAGUGUCAUUCGGUCCAUCUCACGUCCGUAUUAAGGGACCAGUUGAAGCGAAACAAGGAGAACUGAUAACAUUAAGCUGCGAAACCGGCCGCAGCAAUCCUGCGUCAAUGAUAAAAUGGAUGGUGAAUGGUGAUGUGGAAGAAAACAGUACUUUCGUUAAGAUGAACGCUCCGCAGUCCAGCUUUAUAUCAAAAUCCAACGUAUCGUUUGUCAUACCGACCGGACAGCGUUACGUGGAAGCCACGUGCCAGUCCAUCGGUAACAGCAUAUCCGAAAAAGUUAUCAGCACUCAUAAAAUCAACAUUCUACACCCGCCCGGAGCACCGAUCAUAAUCGACCAGUCGUCCGGUAAUCCUAUUCCAUCGGGAAAUACACACAGAAUAUCUUGUGUGUCUACUGGCGGCAAUCCACUUGGUACAAUCACAUGGUUCAAAAACGAUAAAAAGGUUCAGCCGUCACAUACAACAAAUGGGGAAAAUUCGGUUUCGUCUGAAUUGGAAUUCGUGGUCAAUUAUAUGGAUAAUGAUGCUACUUAUAAAUGUGAAGUGACUCAUCCGGCUUUAACAGUUCCUUUGAUGAAAACACAGAAACUCAAAGUCCUAUUUUUACCCGAUCAAUUAAACAUCAAGCACGAACCGAUGCACCUCAAGCCGGGCGUGCAGGCUACACUCACGUGUGAGGCGACCUCCAGCAAUCCGCCGGUAAAGAUGAAAUGGUGGCACCAGAAUUUGCAGGUCACCGAGGAUGUAUACAGCUUCACCAAGCCCGGGCUAUACGGCGGCAAGCUGUCCACAAUACAGCUGACCAUCAACAUAACGUCCGAAAUGGACGGCAGAAUGUACAAGUGCCAAGCCUACAAUUCGCCAAUGUCCAAAAGCUUAAACAAAGAUGUCACGCUCAACGUAUAUCACAAACCAACUUUUGAUUCGUAUCCCGACUUAAUUACGUAUACAGAAGGGGAUAACAUAUUCAUCACGCUGCAGGCAAAAGGACAGCCAUCACAGAUCACGUAUAAGUGGUUAAAAAACAACAAACCGUUGUAUUCAAUACACAACCGGCGUGUACAAGAUUCCAAUAUAAAUAUUACCGGUGUAUUCCGUGACGACGCUGGAAAUUACACCUGUGAGGCGAGCAAUACUGAAGGGUCUUCAACAAUUUGGUUUAUAAUAUCAGUAAAACAUCGAGCAACUAUUACUAAUACUUCAAGUGGUGUUAUUGUAAGCCAGGGUGACGAUGCACUGCUUUGGUGUCAAAUAGAUGGUUAUCCGUUAGGUCCCGAUCACAUAAGCUGGACGCGCCCGAAUUUUUUCUUUGACGAACGCACAUCGAUAUUACUUAAAAAUACUACUUCAUACUUGACUAUUUUGAAUGCAACACAAUUCGAUAGUGGACUAUUCUAUUGCGUCGUUAACAAUGGUAUAGGGAACGAAUCGUCGCAUUCUGUGAUGUUGAUUGUUGAACAUAAACCUGAGAUACUAACUAUGGAAAAUGAAUCAAAAACUGCUAGCAACGCUGGUAUGUCAGCUAAACUUCAUUGUCGAGCAGUAGGCGCUCCAAUGAUUAGAUUUUCUUGGGAACGUGAUGGGUCGAACAUAACAAGCAUACCUGAUAAAUACAUUGUGGAACAGAGACAACUGAACGAAACGUUUUACGAGUCGACGCUGACGAUACUGCAAGUGGACCAGUACAAUUACGGCGAUUACGUGUGCACCGCGUCCAACAAACUCGGGCGGACGACUUCGGUCAACCGGUUGACCGUCUUCUCGCACCCCGACCCGCCGUACAAUUUCCGAUUGGCGAACGUCACGCACAACAAAGUGAUGCUGACGUGGACCCCCGGAUUCGACGGAGGUGAACCGGUUAAAUACCGUAUUCGUUUCCGACCAAUCGAAAAUAAAAAUUACCGAGUUGAGGAACUCGGAAACGAAACUCAUCACACGAUCAGUGGACUCGAACCAUUAACUUCGUAUUUGUUCAGCAUAUUGGCCCAUAACAUGUAUGGGGAAAGUUCUUAUGUGUCUCAAAGCCUCAAAGUAACCACAACAAAAGAAAAUAUGCAACCAAAGCCCGAUUCGAAUCAAGAGAAGCCGGUCGAUGAUCAAGGAAUGCGCAUCGUGUUCACUUUCUUGGGAGUUUUUGGUGGCAUUUUAAUACUCAUCAGCAUAUUCAUUGUGUCGUACUGCAUACAUAGGCGUCGUAACGUUAAUAAACAAAUGAACAACGAAAACAACGAUUCUAGCAGUAAAACCCCAACUAUAGAAAUGUAUGCACCGAAUACCUAUAAUGGAUACGAUGAAAAUUUAAGCUCAAUUUCAGCCAAAUCGGAAACAUAUUCAAAUGUUUCUCCGGAUUAUAAUGACGAUCAACAGCAAAAAUCUGCAGAACAAUCGUAUUUGAUCGAACAGAUCGAUUAUCCUUUCAUCAACGAUUGUGAUCAUCCCCUACAGCCACACGUUCAAUACGGAGGUGGUUUAAGUAUGAGCUCUGAUCAAUCAAUGCAACAUUACAAUAUGCACGAAAACACAAACGACAGAAGAAAUAUCGAGAAUCGGACUUCCCACCUCCACCAUCAUCAUCACCUCCAUCACCUACACCACCCACAACAGCACCAACAGCAGCAGCAGAAGCAACAUCAGCAUCAUCAUCAUCCGCAGCAGCAGCAUCAACAGCAUCAACAACCUUACCAUGUCGUGCAGGGCGUACCCACAGCUCGGGCCGUGCCAUUGCCACCGAUUUUGCACAACCGACCGGUGCCACCUCCGACGAUACCGCCAAUGGUCAGCAAGCUUAACUAUUACUCGCCGCCACCCCCACCGCCUCCGCCGCCCGACGUCACGGUGUUCUCGUCGCAAAAUGUCCUCAGCACUUUCGCACACAAACCGGAUGAGACGGAAGGACACUUGGUCUGAGUCAACCGUUUCCGCUCAACCCCGCCCGCCGCUCCGCCGAUAUACUGAUAAUUUCCUGUCAUAAGAAUUGCGCGUGACCCGUUCCAUACUGAUAUUCGUCGGAAACCCAACCCACGAAACACAGCUAUUCCAAUCGGGUUCCUCUGUUAUAACGUCGGAAAAGACGACCCCUCUCCCCAAUCACUUGAUCAAAAGAAACCUUAGAGCUGCAUACGAUUCGUACGACGCUUACAAUGGGAUGAACAAAAAUAUUCAGCAAUAUUCGUUUUUUGCCACAACCUUGGUUUUCAUUUAAUAACAAAAUAAUGAACUACCCGAAAAUUGUACAUAAUAUUCUGUUUGCCUGAAACCUUUUAGGAUAACGUCAGUCUGUGGGUGGAUCCUUGACGAAGUGGUUAGUGAUUAUCAAUACCUAUAUAAUAUUAUUAUAGUUAUUCGCUUUCCGCAUACUUGUACUCCUUUCAAACGAGACUCGAUGUUUGUCAAUUACUCGUUAUUUGCCUAUCGUUUUAUUUUAUUGCUAUGAUAUUCAUGAAUCUAAUGCCUAUUUAAUGUUAGGUUUACUCGUUAGUCAUUAAUGGAGUUCAUUCGUGUUUUUUAACUUAUUAAGAAGUCAAAAUAUUUUAAACAUAAAAAAUUUAAAAAAAUAACAUAACUAUACUUUAUAUACUUUAUAAAUAAAAUUAAUCGUUACCUUAAACUACAUUGAAAAUGUACAAUUAAAAGGAUGAGAAGCUCUGUUAUAAAGUGUGUAGUAAGAAAUUGUCUAUCGUUAACUGGUAAUAAAAGAAAACAUCCCAAUUUUCCGAUAUCAUUCAUAUGAUAUUAUAUAAGUAUACCUCCUCGUCAAGCUUUGUUCGAUUGGAUGUGAAAACUUCAUCGCCUGUAAUAAUAAAAUUAUGAUUAUUAUUAAUAUUAUAUAUUAUAUACAUAUAAUAUAAUAUCAUUUAUAUAAUAUGUGUAUAGAAUUAUUUAUUGGUAUGUAUAUUCUAGUCACGAAUAAACAUUAUUAGCUUAGAUAUUAUUAUAAACUUAAACAACGUGUGCGUUUAUUAUUUACACAUAAAUGUAAGGUUUGAAACAAAUAUAAAUAUUAUACGCGUAUACUCAUAUAUAUAUAUAUACCAAAAAUCGAUUUCUUAAAAUAAUAGUUUGUGCCACCAACAAAUGAAGAGAUUAUUCAUUAUCGACACAUAUAGGAAUUACGUCAAAUACUUAAGCAAAUCUUAAAGCGUUGGUUGCCACUUUAUUUUAUGCUCUUCUACAAUUACUUAUUGUGAUCUCGAAAAGAUUUAAAAUUGUUUUAUUUUAACUAGUCUGUUAAGUCUAUAUAACUAUUAUAAGCGCACCGAAAAUGUUGGUUGACUGAACCGUGUUUUUUUUUAACCUAAAAAAGCUUUUCAUUAAAUUAUUCGUACAACAAUUAAUUAGCUAUUAUAUUUUGUUGUCUAUUCAUUUACUACAUUAAGACUUCAUUGUGUAUGUAUUCUUUACUAUAAUUUUCUUGCUAUUGAGUUUCGUUAAGUUUUUGUUUUCAUUUAAACAAUUAAAAGUAAGUAAAACACAUCAUUAUGAUGUACCUAUUAUAUUAAGUUCUUUACACGCUUAUGUAUAUGCCUAUAAUGAUUAUAAAUAUAUAUGUGAAUUUAUU